Molecule: messenger RNA, 6389 nt
Organism: Schistocerca cancellata (South American locust)
Lineage: Eukaryota; Metazoa; Arthropoda; Insecta; Orthoptera; Acrididae
Product: OTU domain-containing protein 7B-like
Exons: 12
Coding region: 160-2301 (713 amino acids)
Biological process (GO): protein K48-linked deubiquitination; protein deubiquitination involved in ubiquitin-dependent protein catabolic process; protein K11-linked deubiquitination
Cellular component (GO): cytoplasm; nucleus
Molecular function (GO): DNA binding; cysteine-type deubiquitinase activity; zinc ion binding
Source: RefSeq, a predicted model, not a curated record
GUCUUGACCUGUUUGGCCCAAGGUUACUUUACCAUUUAACGAAGGUAUUAAAGUUGUAAUGAUUUAUAUACGGAACGAGCUUGACAGUACGAAAGACUUGAGCAGACGGAAGCGCAAAAACCCAAGGAAUACGUCCACAACGUCAGGUUCCCAUGGGGAAUGGAGUCGCAACUAAUUUCACAGUUUAUGUCAAACACAAGCAGCGAUACAGAAACAGCAAUAACCUGCUUGCAAGCCAGUGGCUGGGAUUUGAAAAAUGCUAUUGAGCUCUUUCUGGAAAAUGGGGGCAAUGUUAGAACUACUUGGGAAGAAAAUGGCAACAUCCGACCAACACUCCGCAAAACUCCUGCUGUUGAUUUAGCUGACUUGAAGAAACUUUCAAGAGGAAUCUCAAGAGCAACAGACAAUGUGAAGUUGGUCUCGCGUGCCCGCUCAGAUAUUGCUCACGAGUUUGGAGAUACUGCAGUUUGCAACGUUAAUCAGUUUUUCAUCGAGACACCUGUAUGCACUUUCACUUUGCCGGAUUUGACAGUGUAUCCUGAAGAUUUCCGUACAUUUUUGGAAAAGGAUCUGAUUGAAACAUCAACCCUACAGUCUUUGGAAUCUGCUGGUAGACUUAAUUGGUGGGUUGAGCUUGGAGCAUGUCAGUCUCUGUGGCCACUUGCUACGUCUGGAGAUGGAAAUUGUUUGUUGCAUGCUGCAUCACUUGGAAUGUGGGGCUUCCACGAUAGACUGCUGACUCUGCGACGUGCUCUUCAUGGUUUCUUAUCGGGUUCUCCAUGCCGUGAAGCUUUGUAUCGACGCUGGCGAUGGCAACAGACACGUGCUAAUCUAGCUGCGGGUCUUGUAUAUACUGAGGAGGAAUGGCAACGUGAAUGGGACAGCAUAAUCAGCAUGGCUUCAACUCAGCCACGAAAGUCAAUGAAUCGCAGACGCAGUUCCAUUCUUAUGGAGCGUUCCCUGGAGGAGAUACCAGAAAAUGCAACGUAUGAAAGCCUUGAAGAAGUUCACGUACUUGCAUUAGCACACGUGCUGCGGAGACCUAUAGUUGUCAUUGCAGAUGUGAUGCUGAAGGAUAUGAAUGGAGAGGAUCUUGCCCCAAUACCAUUUGGAGGGGUCUACCUACCACUGGAGUGCCCUCCAGCAGAUUGCCAUCGUUCCCCUCUCGUACUGGCAUAUGACUCUGCUCAUUUUUCAGCUCUAGUUGUGAUGGAACGAAAUUCAGAUGUCGUUCAACCACCAGCUGCUGUGCCUCUGAUAAGUUCUGACAGACAGCUUCUUCCUAUACAAUUUGCUGUGGAUCCUGGUGAGCAGCUGGUAUGGGGUCGUGAUGAGUCCCAACCCCAUUUGGUACGAAAACUCAGUCUUGCUCCAAGAGACCAACUUGGUCUUUUGGCAGAAUAUUUGGAUGUGAGAGAACUUCCUCCAGGUCCUGAUUCACCACCAGAAUCCACCGAUGAUGGCUCUGACAUUGAGAAAAGGUUUUCUGAGAUGGCUUCUGACAGUGAUCCCAGUGAUGAAGGUGUGGCCUUUGGAGGGAAAGCAGCGAGGCAGUUUCAGACAGCAGUAGCAAAACAGUUUGGCAGCCUUAGCCGUCGAUUGAGAAAGAACUUUGGAUCACUUACGAGAGCAUCUAAAGUCAAUGCCCAAAAGAAAGACACCCCACUUAAUAAUCAGCAACAGGAGCGUGUAAUAUGUGCCCUUUUGCACACAGAAAAGAGGCAUGCUUACCAAGCAGAAAUGAUACGCAACUACUUGGCUUGUGCUCGUGCCCGAUUUGAGCUCCAGCAACAGAAGCAGUUACAACCUCGGCAGUCUUUUCAGUCUGAGGCUCAUCCUGGUUCUACGGCAGCUACUUUCACUUCUGCACCAAAUACAGGAGUAAUGUAUGGGGCUGGACGCUCCCGCUUCUAUGCAACUGAAAUGAUGCGUCCCUCAGUUGAGACUCUUCCUCAUCAAAAGGCACCUGGUGCUUGUGCGAAUGGACGUACUCUGUUCCUUGCCAAAUCGACAUUUUAUGAUGAUGAGGCGUCACAUUCUUAUGUUGCACCAUCGGAAAUAGUCAGUGGGAGACACACACAUGUGGCAACACUGACUUCUCCACAACUUCCGAAAGCCGGCCACGGAGUGGAACUGCCACAUGUUGAAAAAGCUGGCACUCCGUGUAGAAAUAAUCACUGCCAUUUCUAUGGCUCGCCAGACUCUGACCACUAUUGCUCACGAUGCUAUCGUGAGAACACAGUAACUGGUGUGAAUACAGCAGCAGUGCGCAGUCUGCAAGUACAGGAAGUCAAUCGAUAGUGCACCAUACUCACUUUUCUGUUCCUUUGCAUCCCUAAAAGGGACUACAACUAUGUGUAGCUGUACUGUAAAUAAUGUUAAUGAGCUUUAAUGAUGGUCAGUAUUCCCUGAGAAACUGCUGCAUACCAUUUCUAGAUAGCAUAUUUUUAAACAUCUAUUUUCAUAUCAUCGGAACUGUAGGCAUUUGCACCUGCAUAACUUUGAUUGUAGCCAAAGUUGUGUGCCAGAAGUUAUGGAAGAUUAAUACAUAGUUGUUGUCAGUGGCAGAUAUGGAGCCUGUCCAUGUUACUGAAGCACCUGCAGGUUUCAAAUGAGUACUGCAAUCUUGUGAUUGGUGUGUUUAUUCAAGCAUCCUCUCAGAAACCAAUUUUUGUUAUGAUGUUGACCGUAACAUCACUUUGUAAUGGCCUUAGACAGAUUUAUACUGGUAUCAUGUGCUAUGCAUAAUUUGAUACUGUAUAUUGAAAGUGAAUAUGAAAGUAUUUGUGUGUUCAGAUAAUUUUCAUUUCGUGUAUCUGUUGUUGUAUGGUAUAUAAAAGUAACAUGUCUUGGUACUCUGAGUCAGAAUGGGUUACUUCCUAAUCAACUUUUACAGAGCAGUUAUUUAGUAUCUCUCUUUUGUUUAAGGAGUUUGUGUGAAGUUGCAACUGUAAUACACUUCUUUGUAACUUGUAGCAGAUGGAAAAACUGUGCAGUGUUGUGCACUCACAUGAUUUACAUAUUCAUUACGGUUGUUGGAAGAAUUGUCCAUCACUGGGCAAAUAUAAUAUGGAUCAAAGGUAGUGUGGCAAUUUUAGUGGCCCAGAAAGUACUUCAAAGCUAUUUUUAAAAAGAAACUAUUUAAAAAAAAGCUUGUCUCUUGAUUAACCCUUAAGGCAUCUACCUACCUUAUUGCAACUUAACAGGGUAUUGUUAUGCUCUUUAACCUAAAAUAUAUUUUAAGAAGACAUGUGCCUGGAGAGCUUCUUAUUGUGAUAAAAUAGGUUAUUUUGAAUAUCCAUAUACACAGUUUUGUUCCUUUUAAAUCUUGUUUGAAUAUUAGAACAUUAGGAUAAAUGUUAGCAUUUGUACCUGAGUGGUGUUUACACCUGCCACAUGUCAGGUGAUAUAAAUUUUUCUUGUUUUUAUUGUAAAGGACCAUUCAGUCCUUUGUGCUGUUCCAAGCAAGGAAAAUUUGAAUGUUUUAGUGACUUAGUCCUAAUUUUUAUUAUAAAUUCUCAUUCACUGAUAGUAUCAGGCUUUUAAAUGUUGAUUAUAAAGCUUGAUUUUGUGUUGUUGAACUUUUUAGUUAUUCUGAAUAGUAAAGAAAUAUGCAGUAAGUGGCAAUCAUACUGCUUUUGUUAUCUAAGUAGUGAAGAACAUUAGUUUAGCAUUAGUACAAUGUCAGAUGCUCUGGGUAUUUUUACAAGUGUUUUAAUACUUUUCUACUUAAUGUUUAGCUGUAAAAAAAAAUUUGAUUUUAUAUUUGUAAUGUAUGUAAUGAAACAUGUGAAUUUAAUCUGUGAUAAGACAAUGAGCACUACACAAUAAGCUUUCAAAAUGUUGCAUGUAAUUAAGUAUUAAUAGGAACCUCAACCUGAGGGUAUUGUCCUUGCCAUUGGACAUUUGCUUGAAAAUGAACCAAUCUGUUUUGUAUUGUGUAACUGUCUUCCAGUUUUAAAUAUUGAAAACAAUUUGUUGUGUUUUACUUGGAGAAUGUAUUAUGAUGUGUUUACAACAAGUGUCCUGACAAUAUAAAUUCCAAAACUGACCAUAGCCAUAGCUAAAGAUAUGAGAUCUCCUCAGCACACAACUGGAAUUAGUAUUAAGAUGAUCUCAAAAGAAAAUUACACACACAGUUUAAGAUUUAAGAGACUAUUAAAAGUAGUUGCUGUUAAUUUUUAAAGUGUACCCUGAUUAUGUAUCAUGCUGACAGUUUCUUAAGGGCUAUAUUGAGAAGUGUAAUUUCUGGAAGACAACUGCAACAGAUACCAUUCAAUCAUGAAUGUUCCAAUUGUAUGUAUAGCACUGAUUUAUUGGAAUGGACAAGGAAUUUUGAAGAAUGUGGGCAGCAGAAAUGGGACUGAAAUGAAGUGUAUCCCAUAGCAAUAACUGGCUGUGGCAGCUGAGGAUGCUGUAGUCGUUUUCUUUUCUUCCCUGUAGAAUUCCCUCUGAUCAACUUCAAAUAUCAGAUGUUGUGCAAUUGUGUACUUUCUAUACACCUUAAGAAAGUUUUGGCCUCUAGGUAUUAAUUGUUUUUAUAGGUUUUGAUGGAAUUUAAUUCAAAUUUGAUCCUGGCUUGUGUAUGAUUCUACAAAUUUGUGAAGUUAUUGUGGGCUUUUUCUCCACUUCUUGUGUCAUUUAUUAAGUGUUCUUUCUUUGUUGUUUAGCUUUCUUCAAAAGGAGAUGUCCACCCCUCUUUUCCUAUUGUGUGUGUAUGAAGUGUUUCUUUCUCUUUUGGGAAAGCAGAGAAACAGCUUCAGAAAGUGGGGUUAUGUUUAGGGGCAAAGAGUGGACCGGGGGGGGGGGGGGGGAUGUUUGUGCUUUCAGUCAAUGAAUAGAGUGCUGUUUCAUGCAAGAUGAUACAAUAAUCUUAGGUGUUAUAAGCAUUUAAUGUAACUUCAACAUGCACAUAUUAAUGUAGUUUCAGCAUGUUUAUAUUCAUACCAGUAAUAGAUGUCUCAGCUGCAAUUUAUUACCAGUACGUGAGCAAGCUUGAUUGACAUUGCUUCUAAAUCAGUUAUCAUUAACAGUAAUACAAGUUAUAUAACUCGAGUGCCUUCAUCUAUUUUUCUGACAGUUGCUUUUUUAAGUUUGAAAAACUUUUGGAAAGUAAGUCAUUGUUAAUUUAUAAUAUGGAUAGUAGAUAAUUAAGUGGUUGUGAAGCAUUGUGCAAUUUAAUGUAUCAGCUUCAUGCAAGUUCCUGUGAAAGGCUGAUUUAUUUCAGACAGGAAGAAAUGUUUCUUUAAGAACUCUGGUCUGUGAUUCUUGAUAUGUAUUUCACUGAAUGCAGUAAUCAGUGAGUUCUCAAACUAGAAAAUGUGUUCUGUAUUUGGAAUUCCGAGCCACAUAUAAGUUUUCUAUUUCACUUGCUAUAGAGGUACACAACUUUAAUCCUGGUGUGUGUGUGUGGUUUUUUCCUAGCUCCAUCCCAUCACUUGUUAACAAACCACCUUACAUGGAACACUCCUACUCAUUAUCAAGACAGUUAAUAAAUUUAUUUUUUGGAAUGAUAUACAGAAUUCUCAUUGAGUGCUUCCCACAUUUAUUUCACAAUUGAUGAUUGGAGGAUUGUCAGUGUGCAUUGUCCAGUCUUUUUGAUCCAUCAUGGAACAGAAACCACUGUCUGCAGCUUCUUUAUUGUCCAUGGUAAUCUUUACUUUGUAUGUAGCCUAGUAUGGCUAGUGACUUGGUUUUCUGAAUAAGUAUAGGUUUGGUAUUAGUUUUAUAUAGCUGCCCUUCUGAGUCUUUUUUUAUCCUUGUUACUGAAUCUAAUAAUGCCUACUUAUGACAUUUGCCCCUCAGCCAACCCAAGUAAAAUGUUUGUCUAUUCUGCAUGAAUAUUUUUACCAACACUACCAGUCUUUGUAUGCCACCAUCAGGGGGCAUAGUUUUAAAUCUUUGAAGGACUCUUUCAUCUAUCAGGGGAAUGUGGGGCUCAAACCAGACUCUUUUUAAGUUUCAUGGUUGAUGUUCUAGAAAUUGUGAGCCACAUAAGCUUUCCUUGUGGCCCAGAUAACAGUUUUUCUACUGACACCUCUUUUUACAAGUGUUAACUUUGUAGAGCAUUAGCCGAGACGCUGAGAUUCUUGCUAGUGUGGCAGAAACUGUGCUGCACAGAACAACUAGGAAUAAAAACCUAAGGGGAAUUUCUGCACUACCGACUGAGUUGUAACAAAGAGCAGUUGGCAUACUGAAGAACUGUCCUGAAAAGUUAUGUCUGGGUUUGAGUCAUAUGUGACACAUUGUUUUAAUCUGCCAAGAUGGUUAACAGUUUGAGGCCCAAUCAUUUGCACCUGUAAUAAAUUUCUGUUUUCAUACCCAAGAAAAUUUAAGUUCAUGUGCCUUUUAUUGCAAUAAAGAACUACAUGUUGAAGUCAACAAUAAAA